Phymastichus coffea is the source of this 7813-nucleotide messenger RNA. RefSeq names its product AT-rich interactive domain-containing protein 2 (gene Bap170). The transcript has 16 exons. Gene Ontology annotation, cellular component: SWI/SNF superfamily-type complex. Gene Ontology annotation, molecular function: DNA binding. Lineage: Eukaryota; Metazoa; Arthropoda; Insecta; Hymenoptera; Eulophidae. The record is from RefSeq and is a predicted model, not a curated record. The coding region runs from base 930 to 6215 and encodes 1761 amino acids. Gene Ontology annotation, biological process: regulation of DNA-templated transcription.
GCGGCCAAGCACUAGGCAGGCCAGAGUGGUAGGCAGAGUAGCGAGUGGCAGCAGCAGCAGCAGCGUUAGCUAGCGUUAGCAUAUAGCAGCAGCGGCGGCAGCGGAGUAGCUCUCUCCGUCUCCCCCCGCUGCACUACUCUGUUGGUGUCUGUGCAGUAGCUUGGGUCGCGUAACGUUCACCCCCGCGUGUGCGCGCGCGAUCCGAGUCUCCCUCUCUCCCCCCUUCGUGGUUGGGAGCGCGCGCUCUUGGCUCGUCGCACGGCUUAUCAGCAGGAGUAGCAGCAGCAACCGCGCGCCGCAGGAGCUAAUCUCUCAGGAGCCAGGACGCCUCAGCUAACCUCGAACAAGGUCGUCGCCGUAGCUGCACUUGGCUGCAGCUUGACGUCGAAGCAAGCCAGGCAUAGGCUCACUUGGCGUGGUGUUUCUCUCUGCGUGUAUACUCUCAGAGCAGUGUGUUGAAGCAGCGGCGCUGCGCUCGCCGGAAAGAGAGAAAAACGCACGCACGCGAGAGCCAUUACACCUCGACGACUCUACUCUGCUUACUGUGCUCCGCUCGUUGCCGCCAAGUUAUAGUUGCUCCGUUGCGUUGUCGCGCGAGAAUAGAGGAGAGAGCGUGAGUGCGUGCAACGAGAAAACAAACGGCGCGCGUGACAGGUGCGCGAUCGAUCUCUUCUCUCUUUCUCUCGCUCUCUCUACCGAGGUGUUCGUUCUCGCGCGAGCAAAAGAGAGUCCCGCGAUUCUCUCCCCCCACUCUGUUGGGGCGACGACGUCGACGACGGCGGUUUUUGUGUGCUCCGAGCAGUGCGGUGAUAGUGCUAAGAGUGCAGUACCAGGUCGGGCGAAUGCGUCGGCGUCGAUGUGCCCUGCAGGAGGGACCUCGAGGUGCUCCGCUUAGGAGCUAAGCAGAAGCAGUCCCACACAGGAGAGAGAUGGCCCUGCAGCAGGGUCCCACGGCGGCCACUAACAACGCGCCGGAGCCAGACAGCCAAACCAACGACAGGCUUCGCGAGUCUUUCAUCAAGGAGCUCCAGCACUUCCACGACACCAGAGGAACGCCAUUCAAGAAAGUUCCAAAAGUAAGUGGCAAGGAGGUGGAUCUUCACAAGCUCUACACAGUUGUCACAUCACGAGGCGGAUGGAUCCAAGUCAACUCGAAGAACGAGUGGGCGUGGCUCUGCGAGGAGUUCCAUCUGCCCAGCGGCUGCGUCAAUAGCGGCGUCGGCCUCAAACAAAUUUAUCUUCGGUACCUCGACCGAUAUGAAAAAGUCCAUUUCCUGGGUGAGGACGGCCACCAAGCUGACGACGAUGACGAGGACUCGAGGCAUCGCAAGUGGAACGCCAGGUCGCUACACUCGGUGCCACACACCUACAAUCAUCAUCAGCACAACGUUGCCGAAACACUGCGCGAGUACAAUGGGCUCUCGCCGGAUCUUUACAAGCCGUCCAACUACGACAAGCUCGCGCUCUCGCUGCUGUCCCCUUUGCCGAACGAGCACGACUUUGCGAUCAACGUCUGCACGAUACUGUCGACGGAGGGCAAGCACACGCUGCGCCUCGACCAGUAUCCCCGCCUGGUGAACCACCUGCUCGCGCACGCCGGGGUCUACGACUCACCGGGCACGCGGCAACUCUUCGUCGACGUCUACUCGCGAGUACGCAACUACUCCAUCAACUCGUUUUGGCAGGACGUGCUCGAGUCUCAAGACAUGCUCGACCUGACGGACGAGCGAGCGUUCGUGGUCAGAGCAAGCGCACAAGCAGGUCAGAAAUUCUUCAGAAGAAGACUGUGUGGCAGGGACAAGGAAAAAAGUCCCGAACCGUGUAUCGUGCUGGACGAGCCUAUGGACACCACCGACGAUUGUAACGGAUUCAAGGAUCAGAAUCAGAAUUCCAUCAAGUUCGAGGAAGACGACAGAGAGCUGUUUUGCGUGGGCAGAACGCUGGGCACUCAGGACCCGUUCGGCCAGCGAGUGCUACAGAUCGCUUCGAUACUGCGCAAUCUUAGCUUCACCCCGGAAAACGCGGCGAUACUUGCCAGGAGUCGCUCGUUCCUUCGCUUCGUACUACUGUGCGUGAGAUCGAGGUGGAGCAAUCUGCACCAACUCGGCUUCGACACGCUCGGCAACAUCGCGAACGAGAUUAUCCUCAAGGAGGCUGGCGAGAGAAUCACCAAUCUCAUCCUGUCAUGCGUCACCAAAGGCGUUGACUCGCAAGACAGGUUCAUCGUCAUCAGUUCGUUGGAGAUCCUUAACAAGAUCAGCCAACAAGAUCUUAACGAGGAGACGCUCACCUUGGGACUGGACGAUAGCGUGUACAACCUUAUCUGCAGAUUCCUGGCGCUCAGUGACAUCGCUCUGCUGGUCUACACGCUCGAGUGUCUUUACGCGCUCACCUCCCUUGGCGAGCGUCCGUGCACGAGCGUCGCGAGAGUCCGCGGUGCUAUCGAUACCCUCGUCGCUCUCGUCACCGUCGAAGCUCAAAGUUACGGGCCCAAAGCUUGCAUACUCAUGCGCGUGGUCGAGACGGUGUCUGCUAUACCGGCAUCGCAGCAACAGCAGCAGCAACAGCAACAACAGCAGCAACAGCAGCAACCGUCGUCUACGUCCACGACGGCAAACGCGCAUAGUUCGCCGUCGCAGACGACUAACGUUGCCGCCAAUCCAGUCGCACAGUCACAGACGCAACAGCCGCAGACAGUGAGUCAGGUGCAGCCGGCGCAGGUGCAGGCACAGGUCGUUCAACAGCCAAUGGCGGUGCAGAUUCAAGUGCAGUCGCAACCCACGCAACAAGUGCACAUUCAGCCUCAGACGGCGCCUGUCAAGGUUGUUAACACUGCUACUUCCAGGCCGAUUACCCCUAAAGGCGCUGCAGCGAAAGCAGCGCAGGCAGCAUCUUCCCUGGCUAGUGCCCACACACAUCAGCAGAUCAUUCAGGAGAACGAGCAGUUCGCGCUGGGAUGGCUGAGAAAUACUUUUGAACCGGCCACGGGAGUGAAGAUUGAACAGGAAGAGCUAUACAAGAAGUACUUCGGAUGCUGCACCAAGAUUGGCAGGAAGGGCGUCAUCGCACCCCUUCACUUCCCACGAUGCGUCAGGAAUGUCUUUGGAGGCAGCGUCGGUCCGAAUCACAUGAAAGGCGAGACGAGCGGUCCAAUGUUCUACGAAGGGAUCAAGAUCCGGGAGAACCCAGGCCAGGUUUCGUCGUCGCAUCCUCACCUCAGUCAAGCCCUUCUGGGAUGCAACGCUAACACGUCGUCACAGCAGCAACAGUCGUCCUCGCAACAGCAGCAGCAGCAGCCGCAGCAACAAGUGCAGGUGAUCGUGAAAGACAGCAAUGGUGCAAUGACAACGGCAACAACGUCGAGUUCUAUAAUCAAGAGCCUGUUGGCAACUAAGGUAACAGUCGGCGGCGAGUGCAUGCCGAGCGCCGUCGGCGCCGCUAGCUCGAUACCCUGUGUGCAACAGCUCGCUGUAACAAACGCCACUGGCGUUAUCUCCAACAUCAGUGCCAACCAGCAAUUAACCGCCAAUCAGGUUGCUCAGCGACAGCAGCAGCAACAGCAGCGCCAACAGCAACAGAUAACCGUUGUACAGACGCCAACUAAGACUCCAGCCAAUGCCAAGGCGAAAACAACAACGAUCGCCGUUAAAAAGGUGCAAAGGGUCAACGGCGCUAAAAUCGUCAUGGCGAACAAUUGCGAGAAGGCGGAUGCGCCGGACAGCGAUACGCAAACUCAACUAGCCGUUGCAAGUAUAACCACCGACUCGAAUCACGUAGCCGCAGCAAUAAGAAAGCCCAACCAAUCUCCUCACCAACGAAAUGUAUGCACUCCAGUUGGCGAAGACUCUGAUUCGACAAACAAUUCCUUAGCGUCGUCCAGCGGUAUCGGAGGUAGUCGUGAUUGCUCGGGUGCUGGUGCUGAAGAAGAGAACUCAUUGACGAGCUUCGAGGGAAUCUUACUGAAUGGCGCUCCCAAUAAUCCCGAUAUUGACGCCCAAGACGAUGGCUCGUCGAAAGACUCGUCCAGUGUAAGCUCAAAGGAGAAGCCAUUACAGAGCAUGAUGCUUGCGGAUUUGUUAGAGAGGAAGGUGGACAAGGAACCAAUCUUGAAUGGGAUUCUCGGCAAGAAGGAUCUUGUGGAGAAUCAUAUCAAGAAGGUAAGGGUAUUAAAAGAAUCUCCAACCGACAUAAAGAUUAAGGCGGAAGUGUCGGAAGACGCCUUGAUUGAAGCCCCAGCUCGUGUAGGCAUAAAGCGACCAGCAAGCACAGACACGGAAGAAACAGAUACGAAAAAGCUCAAAUAUUCAAACGGUACGAGCUCUCCGGAUCCAGCCGCGAUUAUGCCGAGCAUCAAGUCCGAGGAGCCAGAAGAAGAAAAAGUUACCGUUUCGUCGACCGCCGCCAAUUUAUAUGCGGCUCUGGCUGCAGAUAUAAUUGAAGACGAGACGGAUCUUGAGGAAACGUCGGCCUCCAAGGAGGAAUCAAAAGUGGUUGUAAAGCAAGAACCAACGAUAAAAAUAGCACCACCGACAACACCCAGUCCGAUCGCAACAGCACCUGAGCAGCCGCCGCAGCAACAAGUCCAGCAACGAAUACAAGCUCCAACAACUCAGCCGCAAACUAUCGCCAUAACGCAACAGCAGCUGCAGCAGGGUGGUCUGAUAAUGGGUCCGCGACAGAUCGUCGUACAGCAAACUAUCCCGCAAAACAAUCAGAUUGUAACGAUCCCAGCGGCAGCGCUUAAGGGCCGGUCGCCGCAAAUGCAGCCUCAAGUGCUACAAGUUCAACAAGGCAGCGGAGGUCAAACACAUUACGUCAUCUCUGGUGGUGUUGGUGGCCAGAAUUACGUAUUGGCUCAACCGCAGACGGCGCUGGUUCAGGGUCAAGCGCAGACGGUGCUGGUGGCCCAGCAACAAGGCACAAACACUAAAACAAUAAUCAUUCUUCAACCCCAAGCGGCAGCUCAACCCCAACCACAAAAAGUCGUUGCCGUUACGCCGCAAGGCCAGCAAGUAGUUGUUACGCAGGUACCACGACCGCAACUGCUCAGUUCGUCGAUAGGCAGUAUUCCUCCACCGUUGGUACCCACCUCAGCAUCGAUCGUCGUUAAUCAACCGGCUACAACGCAAACCCAAAGCCAACCUGCACAGGGUACGAUAACGGUCGUGCAAGCUCCCCAAACUACUGUAGCCACGUCCACGAUGCCGGUAAGGGUGGUCACGCCCACACCAGCAUCGACGCCGCCAACCUCCAGACCUGCCACUCCGCAUGUGGUACAAGUGACACAACCGAAACCAACUACGCCGCAACCAGCUUCGCCCGUGGUUGAACAGGUAAAGGAUACCAAAGUAACGGAGAAUGAUGGAAAUAGCAAUUCGACAAAUCAUGCUAUUGACAAUGGGAAACAGACGAGUAGCCACGAAACUGCCAUCACUGCUGCGACAAACACGACUGGUGCAUCAGUCUCCACUAUGACUACAUCCUUAACGUCUGCGUCCACGACGAAUAGUAAUCCCGGUCCUAAAACUAUCACCAUUAAGAUGAACCCAAAAGCGUUCCUUUGUGAAUGGAGAGGUUGCCUAAAACAAUUCAAAACUCCAAGAAAGGUGUAUCUACAUGCUAUAGAAACUCAUUGUCCAACCGGAGACGAAGAGGCUCUAUGUUUGUGGGCCAGCUGUGACGGUCUUAAAAGGCGAAGAUUCUCUCUGAUGACACAUUUGUUUGAUAGGCAUUGUAUGGAGAGCGUCAUGCUGGCGAGGAGGAAACAACUGACUUCUUCAGAGAAAACAGAAGUUCCAGUAGCUCCUCCACCUCCUCCCAUCACACCACAGCAGCAACAGCAGCAUCCGGGCUACGCGCCUAACGCUGCUUUUCAUGCUAUCAAAAGGCACGCACUUGAGUUUGUCAAUCCCAAGGAAUUGAUGCAAAGGCCAUCCAAGCCGGCUGCAACCACCACUAGCUCCUCUUCCCCCAGACCCGGGCAAAAUCCUCCACCGGAACAGGAUGAUAAUGAAGGACCUGUAACUAAAAGUAUUCGCUUGACGGCAGCUCUUAUCCUCAGGAACCUAGUCAUAUAUUCCGCGCACGGUAGAAGGCACCUUCGAGCAUAUGAGCCGCACUUAGCCGGUGUGGCACUAAGCAACGUCGAAUCGUCCAGGACAAUCGCACAAGUCCUCUACGACAUGAACGAUCAGAGUAGUAGCGGUCACAGGUGACCAGUCGCGUCGAGCCUAUCGGAACUGAAAAGCUUCAACACCUAAAAUUAGAGCAUCGAUCAACUCUGUGAAUUCUGACGUGGAUCUGCCCGAACUACUAGCUUUUAAGCGACUCACACACAUACAUGCAUUCAAAGAACAAUAACUUAAGUGAAGUUAACGUACUAAAAUGGGGGAAGAAAGAAGAACAGUGACAAGAGGCCUACAAACUUACUGGGCAAAUAAUUCAUUUUGCCAAUAAUCUAGCACGUACGGAUUGUAUAAACUAAGAUGUAGAGUGCUUGUCGCGACGUGGGAAGAGACAAUACAAGUGGAUAUGAAGAGUAGAUUUUUUUAAAGUGAACCUGAAGAUAAACUUCAAAUCGUCAUUAUUAAUGGAUGCAGUGAUAACAUAAAAAUAAAGAAACGAGAUAAUAUUUCAGAUUUAAUAUUAAUAUUUAUUUUCUCAAUAAAGGCGACGAAAAUGAUUUAGUGUGUACAAAAAAAAGAAAGCAAACAUGAGAAGAUACUGAAUGUGGUGGCGAAAGUAAAGCACUUUAUGGACGUUAUAGUUUAAUUAUAAUGGAUUAAUGUUAUUGUGUAUGAACUACAUUUUUCUUUGUACCCUUUUUGGCUCUUUUCUUUAUUCGUGACUCACGAAUAAGAGAAGAGAGCGAAAAAGGCUUUUUUAUUGAUUGUAAUUUUUAUUCAGUGUAUAAUUUUCGCUUACUGGAUUGCAACUCGCAAUUACAUGGCUAUACCAUCGUCUCUCUUUUGUUUUUAUUAUUUUAAUAUAACAUUCGCGAUUCACCAUAGAAUCUAGAAAAAGAGAAUUAUAUCCUUUGAAUCUUCAUCAUCCACUUAACUUAGGUUAUAAAUGAUUUCCAACUUUUAAGUUUAUAUCUCAACCAGCUUUUCUUCGUAUUAUUUUUUGGUGAUUUAAAUCACCAUGAAAUAUUUUGAAAAUUCUUUUGAUUACGAAAGGAAUUUUAUUAAUUUUUCAGUACACGUCUUAUAUAAAAUAGCUACGAUUAAGAGUUUUUGAUGAAUUUUUUUAGAAGACACAAUUCUAUUUACACAAAAAUGACACAUAUUGCAUUUAUGUAAUUAUCAUUUUUUUAUCUUAGCUCUCGAAAAAAGUGAGAAUCAGAUCGAUUUGAAUGCAAGAGAGUGCAGAAAGAAUGUAAUAACUUUGUAAAAAGAAUUAACUCUAAGACUUCAUUACUUCAAAGGAGAAAAAAACGGAAAGCACAUGCAGAAAUACUUGUAAAUAAUAUAACUGUAUUACAUUUGCAUUGUGAAAAGUAUAAAACAGUGUACAUUUUUUCUCUGGAAGUUGACACAAUGAUAGAUUUAGUGAAAACUAAGAGUCGCUGUGGAAAAAUGUGCAAACGAAUCGAAUCAGAUUAACCAUUAAGUAAACAAAUUUCUUUGUAUUAUACAAAAAUAAAAUCGACCUUCUAUAAAAAAGAAUAUUAAAAAGUGAACGUUUUUGUAAGAACAACUAGUAAUUACCAAAAUAUGAACUAAUGAAUCGCGGAGCAAAGAUCAACUUUAAGAUUUACAUGCAAAAACAAUCAUGUAUUUUAUAUAAAAAUGUAGAAUAUAAAACAACUUCA